Molecule: messenger RNA, 2289 nt
Organism: Zea mays
Lineage: Eukaryota; Viridiplantae; Streptophyta; Magnoliopsida; Poales; Poaceae
Product: NADH-ubiquinone oxidoreductase chain 6
Exons: 1
Coding region: 949-1611 (220 amino acids)
Molecular function (GO): NADH dehydrogenase (ubiquinone) activity
Source: RefSeq, a predicted model, not a curated record
AAGCCGGUCAUCAAAGAGUCAGUAAGUAGUAAUUCUAUCAAUUACCAAUUCGUGGAAUUCUCAUGUUCCAAUCAAUAAGUGUGUCUACUUAAAAGUAAGUUCAACUUGCUUGUGUUAAGCUUUGCUCGAACUUGAUUACUUCCUCGCUCUCCUUCACUCGGUCAAGGGAUUCACCUUUACCUCGUUCUGGUCUUCCAGCUUGAAAGACAAGGUCCUUAUUCAAAACUGGCUCCUUCGAGUUAGUCUUUAUUGUUUCAUAGAAAGGCUUCCUUCUACGACUGGAGUGAAAUCCUCUAUGCUGACAUAAGCGGAGAGGCAAGCAACAACCAUUAUAUUGAACCUGCCCUGAAGGCUUUGUUUGCCUAAGUGCAUAAGUCAAAGAAGGGUUUUCUUGCCGAAAGCAGUGUUCAGACCUCAAUCUGUAGUGGCGCACUUCCCUCUUAUGAUUGCUUUUCAAGGACAUCCGGAUAAGGGGACUGAGAGAGUAGAUAUGGGACUUUUCCUCAUAAAAGCCUAUAUAGGUGGGUGGUAUGAUAGUAAGUCUUUUCCUACUGAUGUGUUCAGUCGAUGGCUUGAUUCUCCUCCGGGCGUGAAUUGGAAGGGCCAAGGGUUUACAAUGAAACAAAUUGCGUAUAAUUUGCACGGCGAUACGAACAGUAUAGAAUUUCUGCACUCCUUAUAUGCAGACUUAGUUAGUCAAGGGAAGGGGUGCAUAGCCAAUACUUCCUUCUCAGAAGUGGCUACGAACCACGGUGUCGGGGGUUCGAAUCCACUUCUGAGCGGGCUGGCGGCUCCACCGGGAGCGAGCCUACUGAAGGAAAGUUUUAUUGUUGAACUUCUAUUUUUAUCCAAUAUUUAUCUUUUGUUUGGAAAAACCAAACCCACAUAUUGAUCUUUAAGUCUCCCUUUCUCUUUUGGGAGCAGAUCUUUCAAAGAUGGGAAAUUCCAAUGAUUCUUUCCGUUUUGUCGAGCCCUGCUUUGGUCUCUGGUUUGAUGGUUGUACGUGCUAAAAAUCCGGUACAUUCCGUUUUGUUUCCCAUCCUAGUCUUUUGCGACACUUCUGGUUUACUUAUUUUGUUAGGUCUCGACUUCUCCGCUAUGAUCUUCCCAGUAGUUCAUAUAGGAGCUAUUGCCGUUUCAUUCCUAUUCGUGGUUAUGAUGUUCAAUAUUCAAAUAGCGGAGAUUCACGAAGAAGUAUUGCGCUAUUUACCAGUGAGUGGUAUUAUUGGACUGAUCUUUUGGUGGGAAAUGUUCUUCAUUUUAGAUAAUGAAACCAUUCCAUUACUACCAACCCACAGAAAUACGACCUCUCUGAAAUAUACGGUUUAUGCCGGAAAGGUACGAAGUUGGACUAAUUUGGAAACAUUGGGCAAUUUACUUUAUACCUACUAUUCCGUUUGGUUUUUGGUUUCUAGUCUGAUUUUAUUAGUAGCUAUGAUUGGGGCUAUAGUACUUACUAUGCAUAGGACUACAAAGGUGAAAAGACAGGAUGUAUUCCGACGAAAUGCCUUGGAUUCUAGGAGGACUACUAUUCAUAUUCAGAACAGAAGGUUCUUCUCCCACAAAGGGGAUGACGCACCUGUCCCCCCCGCUGAUCCGGAAUCCAUUUAAUCUGAUUUGGCAGAGAGAAUAGAAAGGAUUUAUAGGCGGGCCGGGGAGGAGCAAUCUUUAGUAGAAGCCGGGACUACGCCAAGGGAACUUGUAGAUAACGUCCUGCCAGAGGGGGCGGAGCUACCGCUUCUACAAGAAACCUGGGUUCAGUUUGUACGGGACGAGUCACACAGCGAGUUUUGGGUAGAGAUCGAUUCGAUAAUCUGCUAAGGAAAUAUGGGCACGCGGCGCGCGGUGAGCCCGACACCCCCGAUCCCGAUGCUCGAGCCUGAUGCCCCUCAAUCAGGAGGAGGCGACUCAGCGGGGAGCACGGGGGAAGAAAAUUGUCCGGGGGCGGGGAAGGAAAGUAGGAACCUCCGAAGGCCCGCCCGAGUCAAGGAAGCGCAAAAGUUAUUCUGAUUCUGAUUCCGGGGGGGAUGAUGGGAGUGACCCUGCUCCGGAUCCUUCUCCUUUCUUUUGAUUUUGACUAAAAUGAGAGGUGGAGAAAUUGAGUUCUUUUGAGCAGCGUUGUCUGUAGUAGAGUAGCUUUUUUUUUCUUUUACAGAAAGAAGGCGAGGCCCACCUGCCUUCUCUAGGUACUUUACUUGGAAAGGUGUCACCGCCUUCCUUCUUCUCUAGGUACUUUACUUGGAAAGGUAGGUGCGGGAAAGAAGAGCGGGUAUGUGGGCUUCUUUCAAU